GUAAAAUAAGUGUAGUGAAAAUGAGGGGCAUAGUCAAAAGUGUAGUGUUAAACACUCGAUAGCAGAGAGUCAAAGUGAAGAAGAUCCAUUUCUUUUCUUGUUCUCCCAGCAAUCUGCCAUAGCUUGAAACCCUAAGCCCCCUUUUUUUGUGAUUGAGGAUGGAUGAAGAGUACGAUGUGAUCGUGUUGGGUACUGGUCUCAAGGAGUGCAUUCUCAGUGGUCUUCUCUCCGUCGAUGGCCUCAAGGUUCUUCACAUGGACAGGAAUGACUAUUACGGAGGAGAGUCCACCUCGCUUAAUCUUGUUCAGCUUUGGAAGAAAUUCAGGGGAGAUGAGAAGCCUCCUCCACAUUUGGGUUCUAGCAAGGACUAUAAUGUUGAUAUGAACCCUAAGUUUAUUAUGGCUAAUGGCAAUUUAGUGCGGGUUCUCAUACAUACCGAUGUUACAAAGUAUCUCUAUUUUAAAGCUGUGGAUGGGAGCUUUGUCUUUAAUAAGGGAAAGGUUCACAAGGUACCAUCAAAUGACAUGGAGGCCUUAAGGUCACCACUUAUGGGAAUAUUUGAAAAACGCCGAGCACGCAAGUUCUUCAUUUAUGUUCAAAAUUAUGAUGAGAAUGAUCCUAAAUCUCACGAUGGGAUGGACUUGACAAGAGUGACUACUAGAGAACUGAUUGCAAAAUUUGGCCUUGAUGAUAACACUGUGGACUUCAUUGGUCAUGCUUUGGCGCUUCAUAGAGAUGAUCGCUACUUGGGUGAGCCAGCACUGGACACUGUGAAGAGAAUGAAGUUAUAUGCAGAGUCUCUUGCUCGCUUUCAAGGGGGAUCACCUUACAUAUAUCCUUUGUAUGGUUUAGGAGAGCUUCCCCAGGCAUUUGCACGGCUUAGUGCUGUUUAUGGUGGAACAUAUAUGUUGAAUAAACCUGAAUGCAAGGUAGAAUUUAAUGAGGAAGGAAAGGCUGUUGGUGUCACAUCUGAAGGGGAAACUGCAAAGUGCAAAAAAGUUGUUUGUGAUCCAUCAUACUUGCCCAACAAGGUGAGGAAGGUUGGUAGGGUUGCAAGGGCAAUAGCCAUCAUGAGUCACCCGAUCCCCAACACCAGUGACUCCCAUUCAGUGCAAGUUAUUCUACCACAGAAGCAGUUGGGUCGGAAAUCAGACAUGUACCUAUUUUGUUGUUCAUAUUCUCACAACGUUGCCCCAAAGGGAAAAUUUAUUGCAUUUGUAUCAACUGAGGCAGAGACAGAUCAACCUGCAAUUGAACUAAAGCCCGGAAUUGACCUUCUAGGACCUGUGGAUGAGAUAUUUUUUGAUAUGUAUGACAGAAAUGAACCAGUCAAUGAACCAUCUUUGGACAACUGCUUUAUAUCAACAAGUUAUGAUGCCACUACUCACUUUGAGUCAACCGUAGAUGACGUCCUUAACAUGUAUACAUUAAUAACUGGAAAGGUUAUUGACCUCAGUGUGGAUCUUAGUGCUGCUAGUGCUGCAGAAGAGUAACGAAAACUGGAUGACGUCAUUUAUGUUCUGUUGCUGAUAGGAUCCGUAUGAUGGACUUGGCAACAUAUGUUACUAUCGUUUAUAACAAAUGAUGAUAUAAAAUGUUUAUUUUUUCUUUCCCUUUUUUCAGAAGAAAAAGACUCCAAAACUUGUUGAACAGAUUUGUGAGGAGGGGAACUUUUUCCCUUCCAGAUGCUCUGGUUGUGUUACAUAUGAUGUCGUGUGCUGCAUUGAAUUUCA
Messenger RNA from Gastrolobium bilobum, 1733 nucleotides. RefSeq names its product guanosine nucleotide diphosphate dissociation inhibitor 2. Lineage: Eukaryota; Viridiplantae; Streptophyta; Magnoliopsida; Fabales; Fabaceae. Gene Ontology annotation, biological process: protein transport; small GTPase-mediated signal transduction; vesicle-mediated transport. The record is from RefSeq and is a predicted model, not a curated record. Gene Ontology annotation, cellular component: cytoplasm. The transcript has 13 exons. Gene Ontology annotation, molecular function: Rab GDP-dissociation inhibitor activity. The coding region runs from base 159 to 1493 and encodes 444 amino acids.